This is a messenger RNA of Hyaloscypha bicolor E, 867 nucleotides long. RefSeq lists its product as uncharacterized. The transcript has a single exon. The coding region runs from base 1 to 867 and encodes 288 amino acids. The record is from RefSeq and is a predicted model, not a curated record. Lineage: Eukaryota; Fungi; Ascomycota; Leotiomycetes; Helotiales; Hyaloscyphaceae.
AUGUCUAAAUCUUCGCCGCCAGUCCCAAAUCUUCGUCAAUGGCCCCCCCUUGACUUGAUUAUCGUUUACAUACUCAUGCUGCUAGUAUACAUCCCGUUCGUGGUCUGUAUUGUGGCCUACUUCUUUUUGGGGCCCGGCGUCCUUGAACAACCAAUCGAGAUUGCAAUAUCUUUUCAGUCGAUAAUCCUAUUCAUAUCCAUGAUGGUACCUCUCGUCACCUCGAUCGUAUGCGGCUAUAGGUCCAACAACAUCCAAGUUUCCAACGGGCAAGAAAAAGAACAAUGGGCGGGGGGUCUAGAAUCGGCAUUCGGGACUUUUGCGCAGAAAGCAAGAUUCCCUUUCGAGAUGAAACACCCUGUGCAUACCGAAUGGUUUGCAAGAUAUUUAAUGGUGGAUUUUGCCCGAUAUCUCGCAAAUCCAUAUCACAGUCUGUCGUUGUUUUCAAGGAGAAGACACACUUUUACGAUAGUGUCGGGUCUAGUGCUGGCGCUAUGUAUUGCAGGCAUGCCGUUCAGAGACUGGUUUGGGCACAACGGCAUCACGACUAAAGGUGGCGAGACUUGUAUGCAAGGAUUUAGCUGCAUUCUCGUAGUCUUCUGGUGUUACACUCAUUGGGAACCCAUGUGGAAAGUCGGAUGGGUACUGAAGAUGGGUGGUAUUGCUAGACAGAUUCGGAGGGAGUGUAUAAAGAAUGGCAGCGUCAAGGGGUCAGAAGAGGAUGUUGAGAAAUCUGGGGUAAUCGUAGACCCCAAAGAGAGGCUUGAGUGGUGGAUUCGAGAGAUUUGGAAGGCUUGCGGGGAUGGGCGCGAUAUUUCCCAGUCUGAACUUUCUCAACUGGAGGAGAAUCGUGAGAAGCUAUCCAAGUAA